AGUGUGAUCUGUAAUCGUUUAAAGAUAAUGAAGAAAGGUUAGGUGAUAUAAGGAUUGUUUCGCUAUGGCAAAGAAAAUGUUCCGAUUUCUUUUUGUGAUUCUCCUUACUAGUAUUGAAGAACUUCCGUUAUGUUUUGGACAAACAGAACCAAUACGUCAUUGCCUGCGGUGUACGGGAACGACGCAGACACAGCUGGAUUCGUGCAUUGGUCUAGUAGAAUGCGGGGACGAUAAGGAGUGCUACUUAAACACAACAACUCUCAAUGAUGGAACGUGGAUAAAGACAUACGGAUGCGCUAAGAGAUCCACCUGCGGUUCAUUAGCGGGUCCCUUCGGGAAACGUGACCCAGCGUCAACGUCUGUGGAGUAUUGUGGGAAAGAAAUAUGCAAUAUUGACAUCGGCCAUUUCCAAGAGCCCCCAACUUCUCCAUGCGGAGAUCUUUCUGCUAGCGACUGUCGAGACCCUAUGGCUUUGAAAACAAUCUGUUCAGAUUGCGAAACGGCCGAGUACUGCCGAAAAUCGUGUGGACUGUGCCAUGACCACUCCAAUACUUGGUAUGAAAACGUUGUGUUGUUUGACUAUGACGUAGUUCACAAAACGUGUAGUCACAGUUCAACAGUCAGCUCAGUCAUAUGCCAAAGCAUAAGUGAACAGGCUUACAAUGUGUUUGGAGUGGUACACAACAACUACACCAUUAAUGCGGCACAUACAAGAAAGGAUUACCUUAUUCUCCAUCAAACGAACAGUUACGUAAUCUUAAGGUUUAGGACGAACGGAGAGCCUCUCACAAAUCUACAACUCUACGCUUGUAAGACCACCGGUCAUGGUCGAGUAGAUGUAUUACUAAACAACAACACCAUUCAAGAGUCUUACAAUGGAACAUUUUACGCUGACCUGUCAUGGCAAAUUCAUAAACUUAAUGUAAACCAGUAUCAGAAGGUCAGAAAUUACACUCUGGUAAUACGGAAAGAUGCGCUUCAAAUCAGCUACGGCCAUUACUGGUUGAGUCAUGUUCGAUUGGAAAGCGUGGUGACUCAUCAUGGUCAUAGCGGAUAAUCUCGAGAAAAUUACUUUCAAAUGCAAUUAAUACGACAUGUGGAUCCACUGCUUUGCAAUCCUCUAUUAUAAUGAAUAGUUUUGAGCAUUAAAUCGAAAAGCUAUAUCUGUAUAAUUCGUCAUAUUUUUCGAUGUCUAUUAUUAUAUAUUUGUUAUUCGAGAUGGGUUGUUGGGUCGUCAGACAAAUUAAAUGAUACCCUCGGUCUUCGGCUGCUAGUUUGGCAAACACUGUUUUUUAUCAAUUGUCGUAAAAAAUAAAUUAUAAAGUUA
Messenger RNA from Magallana angulata, 1327 nucleotides. RefSeq lists its product as uncharacterized. The transcript is spliced from 7 exons. Lineage: Eukaryota; Metazoa; Mollusca; Bivalvia; Ostreida; Ostreidae. The record is from RefSeq and is a predicted model, not a curated record. Bases 65 to 1057 code for a protein of 330 amino acids.